AUGGGUGAUCUUCUCAGCCAGUUCCACGGUAGUUUGGACAUACUCCGCUGGGAUAAACACAGUCCCACAGUUAUCGGCAAUCACAUAAUCAUCCUGGCAAACGGUGACGCCGUCGACCUGAACCGCCGUACCGGCUCCAAUCUGUACCAUCCUCUUACGCCCACUGAUCAUCGUUACAUUCCGGCCGUAAACGGGAUAUCCAAUGUCGCGGCUACCAUCAAUGUCCCGACACACGCCACCGCCGGCGAUAAUGAGGAUGCGGUCGUCGGUCGUGACUGCGUCUAUGACCGGCGCGAAUGGGUGGGCUGUCGCGCUGGUGUCUGUCUUAGGGCCAACUUUCACUGUGCUAGCGCGGCCAACGAUCUUUGGGCAAUUCCAGAGAGGCCGGAGGCCGUUGAUAUCAGGCUGGUGCCGAUGCUGUGCAUCCUCUAUUUGAUCUCACAUCUAGACAGAGCCAAUAUCGGCAAUGCAAAGAUCCUGGGGCUAACGGAAGAAUUGAGCUUGAGCGGUAUGCAGUAUAAUAUUGCUCUUAGCCUUUUUUUCAUUCCCUACGUUCUACUAGAGGUUCCGAGCAAUAUUUUGCUGAAGCAUUUCACUAGGCCCUCGGUCUAUUUGGGUACCCUGAUUGUCACCUGGGGAAUUAUCAUGACAUUGACUGGCGUCGUCCGAAAUUUCGGCGGGCUAUUGACAAUGCGAAUAUUGCUAGGAAUCUUCGAGGCCGGGUUCUUUCCUGGUUCAGUCUACCUGUGUUCGCGCUGGUAUAUGCCCAGAGACCUCGCCACCCGGGUUGCCGCAUUCUUCUGUGCAAGUGCUCUCUCCGGCGCCUUUUCCGGUCUUCUUGCGGCUGGUCUUAGCAAGAUGGAUGGCGUUGGUGGAUAUUCGGGCUGGCGUUGGAUAUUUAUAAUUGAGGGUUUGGCUACUGUUGUCUUGGGGGGGUUGACAUUCUUUUUGCUAGUGGACUCCCCGCAACUAUCUGCCAAAUGGCUUGAUCAGGAAGAAAUCCGGUACCUAGUGAUACAGGAAUUCAUCAAGGAAGGAGGGCAGUUCAAGGAGGAGAAUACGAAGACAUCGUGGAAAGACGUCGGGGCCAUGAUGCUGAACUGGAGGAUAUAUCUGCUGUCCUAUAUUAUGCUGUGCCAGUCUGCCUGCAACUACGGAACGAAAUUCACUCUUCCGACCAUUACAAAGGCAAUGGGCUUCACCAGUACCAACGCGCAGCUGAUGACCGUUCCGCCGUAUAUUGCCGGCGCCAUAUCCGCAGUGCUGUUCUCCAAACUGUCAGACCGAUAUUACUGGCGCAUGCCAUUCGUUGCAGCACCCCUGCUCCUCAUCAUCACAGGGUAUGCGAUAAUAAUGGGUCUCAAGGGCCGGCUGGAAGCCAACAUCGGGCCUGGGUAUUUUGCAAUCAUCGUGGCUUGUAUGGGUAUCUACCCAACCUACCCAGCCACAGCAUCAUGGGCAAUGAACAACCUAGCACCCUCAAAGCGUCGCGCGAUCGGUAGUGCGUUCAACAUCUGCAUGGGUAAUACCGGAGGUAUUAUCGGUAGCUACAUGUAUCUUGAUAAGGAGGCCCCGACCUAUCCUACGGGUUUUGGGCUGUCGUUGGCUUUUGGUGGAUCGGCUCUUCUGGUAGCUGUUAUUCUCGAGCUGUCCUUUAUGUAUUCCAACAAGCGCAAGGCUAGGUUGACUGAGAUGGAGAUCCGUGAGACGUAUACUGAUGAGCAGUUGCUGGCAAUGGGUGAUAAGUCUCCGUUCUUCAAAUACACGCUGUGA
Aspergillus pseudotamarii is the source of this 1773-nucleotide messenger RNA. RefSeq names its product major facilitator superfamily domain-containing protein. Gene Ontology annotation, molecular function: transmembrane transporter activity. NCBI's taxonomy places the organism in Eukaryota, Fungi, Ascomycota, Eurotiomycetes, Eurotiales, Aspergillaceae. Gene Ontology annotation, biological process: transmembrane transport. The transcript has 6 exons. The record is from RefSeq and is a predicted model, not a curated record. Gene Ontology annotation, cellular component: membrane. The coding region runs from base 1 to 1773 and encodes 590 amino acids.